UUUCUGCUACGGGCCCACCAUGUCGAGGUGCCCUCGGGAAGCCUCGCCGGGCUCCACCCGGGAGAAUUACCUCUUGCCGCCAGAGCCUUCUGCGGAGACGGUAACCGCGCGAGUAAAGGCAGUAGCACAGUUUCUCCGGUGGGGACUUCCGCUGUGCCAGACCCACACGGUGGAGUUUUAUACGAGGGGGCUUUGGGAGAAGUUCGUAGCUCUACCUCCCGAAACGGUGUUGGGCACGCUAAGCGGAGAGAGGCUGCAGCACCUCCUGGCAGAGCCGACUCCGCAGCGCCCCUUGGAGGAAGUCGCCGAUAGCUCUGAAUUUUACAACAUGUUCUGUAAAAAAACUCAGAGGCUGAUUAAUGUCCAGGCUUUUGCUCUAGCUGCUAAAUACUAUUCAAUGCCGAAUCUUGGAGUGUGCAUCUCCUUAGAACAGAUACUUGAAGCACUGAACAGAAAACAGCAGUCAAGUUCGAAGGUAGAAAUGAAAACAGAUAAUUUUAUGAAUAAUAAGAAGUCACAUGAAGUACAACUGAUGUCAGAUUUAGUAGAUGGCAUUGCAAAAUAUUAUGGCUUAAACCAGGUGAUUGACCUGGGUUCUGGAAAAGGUUACCUGAGCUCUUUCUUGUCAUUGCAGUAUAAUCUAAAGGUUUAUGGAAUUGAUUCUUCAAACACAAACACCCACGGAGCUAAUGAAAGGAACAGGAAAUUAAAGAAACAUUGGACAGCCUAUCAAAGACGUGCGGGAGAAAAUGUCAGAGGCCAAGCAUUGGAAGAAGCAAAGAAAAGGGCAGAACAAGAUAAAGAGAAAUGUAAAGCAAACACCAGUGAAAAGCCCUUAAGAACUAAUAACAGUCUUGAGAGCCAGGUCCGAGUGGCUGUUCCAGAUGUUGCUUUUGAAACAGCUGAACUUAGCCCAGAUCCCAAUAUAUGCAUUACUAAAAAACAAUAUGAACUCAACCCUGAGGCUCAGGUACAACUCAUUGAGAACAACAUACCAGAAAAUGUAUUUCUAAAUAUUCUGCCUGCUGAUGCUGUAGAAAUGGAUUGUUCACCCAGAAGAAAUUGUAGAGAGCUCUGUGAAGAAGAGAAAGAACAAAGGAAGGUGGCUUCUUUGAAAGCCAAAGCCAGCCGGUCAAAAGAAGCCAACAUAUAUUCUCCAUUGACAUCGUUCAUUACUGCAGAAACAGAGUUACGCGAUAUUGUUGGAGAUCUGGAGGACUGUGUAAUUGUGGGUCUGCAUACCUGUGGUGAUCUAGCUCCAAGCACACUGAGACUUUUUAAUGCUGUACCUGAAAUCAAGGCCGUUUGCAGUGUGGGUUGCUGCUACCAUUUGCUUUCAGAGGAACAUGAAAUGCAUGAAGAAGGGACUCGGGGAAUAUGGGGUUUCCCUUUGAGCCGCUAUUUAAAAGAAGAGGGAUGGUUCUGUGGUCGUAAUGCUAGAAUGGCUGCCUGUUUGGCUCUGGAACGAGUUGCAGUUGGUCAGGUGCUGCCCACAGAAUCUUUGUUUUAUCGAGCUGUCCUGCAGGUUAUUGUAGAAGAAUGUUACGGCAUCAAGAGAAGCGAUCGUAAUAUUGGAAAAGUAUAUUCUAAAUCAUCUUCCUUUUUGGAUUAUGUUAGAACUUCUUUGAAAAAGCUUGAACUAGAUGAAUCGAAGAUUUCAGAUAGCCUUGCACUGGAAUACCUUGAAAAAUACAAGCACAGGAUGAAUGAACUGGAAGCUUUUAAUAUGCUGAAAGUUGUUCUAGGACCUUGCAUAGAAGUGUUGAUACUUCUAGAUCGUCUCUGCUAUCUCAAAGAACAGGACAACGUUGCCUGGUCUGGACUGGUAAAGUUAUUUGAUGCGAUAAAAUCCCCCAGAUGCUAUGCAGUUGUGGCUUUGAAGAAAUAAGACUUUUCAGUACAAGAUAUUACUAGAUAAAUUAAAAUUUGGAACUAAUGUUGUAAACCUGUUUUGGUUUUUAACAAUUAUCUUAUGUGAUUAAGCAUUCCAUUAUUUGUGUAUUUUUAUUGCUAAUAUAUUUAUAUAUUAUGACAAAUGAAGUAUAAAAAUAAAGUUAAUCCUUUCA
Messenger RNA from Python bivittatus (Burmese python), 2066 nucleotides. RefSeq names its product methyltransferase like 25 (gene METTL25). NCBI's taxonomy places the organism in Eukaryota, Metazoa, Chordata, Lepidosauria, Squamata, Pythonidae. The record is from RefSeq and is a predicted model, not a curated record.